This is a messenger RNA of Dalotia coriaria, 5115 nucleotides long. Its product is annotated as protein dachsous-like. Gene Ontology annotation, molecular function: calcium ion binding. The transcript is spliced from 16 exons. Lineage: Eukaryota; Metazoa; Arthropoda; Insecta; Coleoptera; Staphylinidae. The record is from RefSeq and is a predicted model, not a curated record. Bases 86 to 5032 code for a protein of 1648 amino acids. Gene Ontology annotation, biological process: homophilic cell-cell adhesion. Gene Ontology annotation, cellular component: plasma membrane.
UUAGAUCACAAUCCUGAAUAUUCGCGUAGAAUUCGUUGAGAAUUGUGCACGUGAUUCUUAUAUUUGAUCCAAAGUGUUGGCCAAAAUGGCGUUGCUGAUGUUUGCUUGCAUCGCGUUUGCGAUCGCCGGCAACCAUCUUGUUUUUGCGCAGGAUGAUUGGACCGAACCGUAUUUCACCGCAGGAGAUGGAGUGGACUUGGCCGCAAAUGAAAACAAUCUUCUUAUAAAAUUUAAAGAAAGUGAAAAGGAAGGCUUUAUAAUAGGCACAUUUUUAUAUACAGGCUCUGGUGUAUUGACAUUGGAUGGACCACAGAGGGAUUAUUUCAAAUUGGAUACUCUGGUUCUUUCGCUUAAAAAAGAAGCUGAUUUUGAAAACGAUUUGGAGAAGAAGUUAAGUAUCAGAGUGACUCAGGGCGACUUCACGCUUCAAAUUACAGUCGAAGUGCAAAACGUUAAUGAUAACCCGAUUUAUAUUACGGGGAAUCGUUGUGAACAAAAAGAAAAUAAUGAUGAAAAUUAUAUCAAUGAGGAAUGCGUAUAUACCAUCACGGAUGCCGACGGAUUGUCUGAGCAUCUAGAAUUUGGUUUUAGUCCGGAUAGGUUCAGAAUGUCCAAGGAACCAAAUGAACUUAAAGGACAAAAUAGAGCAGAGCUGAACUUAAAAUUUUUAAAAUCUGAAGAUUUCGAAACGGAAAAUACAGUUGCUCUAACCUGGACAGCAAAAGACGAAGAAUAUAAAGAAGAAGGAGAAUUUGCGGAAUUAUUCAUUCUGGUAAAAAUUAUUGACAUGCCUGAUAUGCCCACUGAAUGGAAUGAUUAUAUUGGUACAAUUUCCAUCAAAGAAGAGGAAUCUGUGACUCGUACCCUUAAAGCUAGAGAUGGAGAUAUUCAAAUUGCUGAAACUAUUCAAUAUAAACUAGAAUGUGAACCCCAGCAAUGUCCACACAUAGAACUGGUAGGGGAUCAGCUGAAAAUUGGUCCCUAUAUCUUGGAUGAUCCCUUAGACAAUAGCUUCAGUUUUGAUGUGACUGCCUUUGAAUCACACAUUGAAGCAAGCCAAACAGUUUACAUACAAAUUAUGGACAUUAACAAUAACAAACCGGAAAUAUCAGUGUCGCCCCUUGAGUUUGGAAUAGAAGAAGAAACAAACACCCUUCCACCCAAGUUAUCUAUCACAAUAAGCGAUAAAGACGCUGGAAAGUAUGGCACGUACACAGUUUCAUUGGAAAGCGAGAAGUUGCCAAAUAUCAAGGAAAUUAUGCAAAUUAUUCCGGAGUCAGGCUAUCAAACAACCCAAUUCAAUAUCAUAAUAACCGACGCAGAAAAAUUGGACUACGAUGACGAAAAUAUGGACGUACCCGCAAUUGUUGAUGUCAUUAUUAAGGUGGAACCGGCCGAUCCGGAGCAUCUGUCUGAUCACACUGUUGAAGAAACAAUAAAGAUUACCCUCAAGGAUUUAAAUGAUGAAUCACCAAUAUGGAAAGAACCUAAGUACGAGGUGAAAGUUUUGGAAACGUUUGGUCGAACUGAAAUUGAAGAAAUAAAAAUAGACGAUCACCAAUUUUUCGCAACGGAUAAUGAUAAAGAGGAAGUGUUCAACACAAUAACUUAUGAGUUAGGUCCUGCGGCCCAACAACUUCUGACUCUAGAAACCACAACCCCCGAAAAGGAAAAGAAUCUUGUUUUAAAGACAAAGACAGUGUCGGGUACUACAAAACAAUUAUUUGACUAUGAACGGGAGAAAAGUAUUAUAAUUCCAAUCACAGCCACGGAUGGACUAAACACCGCCACCGUUCAGUUGACCAUUAAUUUAGAUGACGUCAAUGAUGAAAUGCCCACGUUGGAUGCGGAUACACAAACAGCUGAUAUUAAAGAAAAAUCAGACAUUGACACUAAAAUUGAUAUAAAUUUGGAGAGUAAUGAUGCUGAUGAAUCAAGCGAGCUUAAAUACGGAAUUGAUGAAGGUGAUGAUGAUUCGUAUGUUCUUAAACGCGGAAAGAAGUUGAUGUGGUCCGAUCAUCGUUGCAUUUCUAUUAAUGAAGAGACCGGCGAAUUGAAAUUAACACAAGAACCAGACUAUAAUGUGUUCGAUACAAUUUAUCUACAAGUUUAUGUCGAGGACCUGAAAGCUGAAGUUCCAAAACCUCAGAAAACAAAACUGAGACUAAUUAUUAACAUCGAAAAUACCCCUGAUAUGGACUUGGAGUUUGAUGACAACACAUUUAAAGACAAUGCUGUUGUUGAACAUUCAGAAGAAGGUUUAACUAUUGGUGUAAUCAAAGCGACAGACCCAGACGCACCCGGAUGGGAGGAAAUUGUGUUUAGUUUAAUGGAGAAACCUGAUACGCCAGUUGGAUUAGUUUCCAUUCAUCCGGAUUCUGGGAAACUUACGGUUAGUGGUGAAAUUGAUGCUGAUUUUCCUGAAGAUAAAGGAUUGUUUGAUUUGAAAUAUGAAGUGACGGCUACUGUUUAUAACUCUGAAAAUAAUAGAAGUGUAGUAAAAGAUUUAACAAUAAGUAUCAAAGAUAUUGAUGACAACAAGCCAAUUCCAGAAAAGAAUACGUAUAAUUUUUCGAUUGAAGAACAUACCGAUGUAUUAAUUGAUUCAGAUGGCCAUAUUAAGGUGACCGAUAGCGACAGGGAUGAGAAGAACAGCAAGUUUAAAUGUGUAAUAAGUUUGAUCGAUGAUGAUAUCGAUACAGAUAUCUAUGCAGCCGACACAGAUGAAACUGGAUGCAUAAUCAAAAUCGUAAAUGGUAAAAAAAUUGAGCGGGAUGGAAGCAACGGUCGAGAGAAACACACCUUUAAUCUGAUUGCUUAUAACCCAAAUACCAUUGUUGAAUCAUCUAUUAUUCCGAUUGAAAUUGAAAUCAAAGAUAUCAACGACAAUUAUCCAUCGAUUACAACAGAUCUUCAGUUCACUGCAAAUGAAGAAGAUAAAGAGCAAAAGGUAUUGGGCGUCAUAACAGGUGUCGAUGAGGAUAGCGAAGAGAAGAAUAUCAAAAUUCUUUACGAGCUGAUAAACAUAGAAAAACAUGAUGGCGAUGAUAAUUCACAAUUGACGUUAGAAGACUUUGAGAUAGAAAAAAUUGGUGGUCAACUAAGGAAUUCUAAAUUCAAAAUAAAGAAAAAUUUGGAGACAUUUUAUGGCACUUACACACUGACCUUCAAAGCAACCAAUGAUUUAGCUGAUAACAAGUGGUACACUGAUAAUAAUACAGUCACACUAGUUGUAGAGAAGUACAACUACAAAAGUGUCAGUUUUGUGGGAGCACUUGCUAAUCCCGAUCCAGUCAUUAUUUUGAGUGAUGCCCAAGAAGCAAAUAAACCGUUGCAUCAACAUGGUCCGAAUGCACCGGAUCUCGAAAACUUUGAAGCCACUGACAAUCAAGGAAACAAAUAUGCGUUGGAAUUUAAAAUAAUCGAUAAUUGCUUAGUGGACGGACAAGACUUAUUCAAACUGCUUGGCGUCAAGGAUCAAACAGCUCAACUGCAAUUGACGUCUGCCGUGAAUCUUCCAGACAGAUGUAUACUGACAAUCACAGCUCAGAGCAUAGGCGCCACCCCACACCAUGAUGAAGCAAAAGUUGAAGUUAAAAUCAUAUUCCUAGACAAUGACGCCGGGCCGGUUUUUGAACAGACCGAAUUUUCGUGUGAGUGGGUUGAAAUGGAUAUAGGUCCUUUGAAAUGCCAACUACCGGAAGCAAAACAAUACACAGAGACCCGACACAAUACGUUUGCUGAUACCAAUAUUAAAUAUUAUAUUUCUGAAAGUGUACCUGAAGGUGCUUACGAAAUCACCGACCCAAUGGUGAUAAGUGUCAAUGUUGCGAAAGAAAUCGAUUUGAACGAGCUGGGAGACGAAAAAUCAUGGUUUAAAGUCGAAGCAUCAUACAAUACAGUGCCGAGUGAUCAACCAAAACCAGAAAGUGUGUUACUGGUGAAUGUAAAUAUUGAAGAUAUCAAUAAUCAUCCACCAGUGUUCAGCAAAGAAAGCGAUAUAGGCAUUCUGUUGGUCGGUUUAGCUAACAAAGGAACUAAUGUUGAACUCAAAGCCGAUGAUCCGGAUAAAAACGACGUUCUGACUUUCAAAAUUAAUUGGGAUACGUACGACGCCGAUGGUAAUAUACCCAGCAAAGAUACGAAACCGUUUGAAAUCAGGAAGACCAACAGUCGAGAAGGUGAAUUAUUGGCAACUUUCACGGUGCUGGCAAGUAUGAGCGGCCGAGUGGAAUUUGAUGUGAUUGUUGAGGAUUCCGACGACGAGAAUAAACACACCGACACAAUGCAUGUUACACUCUAUGUGAUUGCCGAUGUGCACUUGUGUUCGCUCAUUUUUGAGAAUAAUUUGCAGGAUGUCGAAGAGAAAAGAGAAAUUUUGAUUGAGGUGUUAGCAGAACAAUUUAAAUACACCGUUGGAAUUAGUGAUGUUAAGUUAUCCUCAUUGACCACACGACGUGCGACUUACGAAGAUGAAGAUGAGAAUGUCGAUAUAAGUUCCACCGAAGUGAUUGCGUACUUUAUCGAUACAGAGAAUAAAGUCGGCAUUGAGAGCGAUGUUAUUAAAGCUCAAAUCAACAAUUUGAACUUUUAUGCGCAGCUUCGAAAAGCUUUCUUGGAAUAUUCACUGCUGAUGACAAACGUUAUUAUCCCAGCCGAUGCUGAAUCAUUGGAGGAAACUUACAAAAUUGCACUGAUAGUGGUAUCAGCCAUUUGUGGAGUGCUGAUUAUUGGACUUAUCGGCUUUUUCACAUACAAAAUCCGAUCUACCAACAGUCGCAUUAAUCGACUGGCGCAAGCGGAAGUGCGGCGCCCUACGAUGAUUCCAAAUCUACCGGGCGCAAAUCGAAGGGCUACGCAGGUUGUGAAUCCAAAUGUUACCCAUCUGGAAGAGGAUAAUGUGAGCAACGAUUUGUCAUUUACCAAAUCACCGCGCGAGUCUUUUAGGAAUUCAAUAGAUGACGAAGACGAUGAUGAGAAUUUUAUUGGCGUGGAAAAGAGUGAUAUAUUCAAAAUCGCUACUAAUUAUUAGUUUAUUUUAAUUGCUAACGUUUAGAACUAUUAAUAUUGUUAAAACAUUUGUUGGUAAGAAUUAUAAAACAAUAGAAACCAAAA